AUGAUACGCGCCAAUGGAGUCAUCGGCUUUCAGCUGGCCACCAGGUUCUUAAAGGAAGGCUACAAAGUCUUUGGAACAUACCGCCCACGGACAAAAGACGAUGUCUCGGUUGCUGAGGUGAGGUGGGGCCGCCCUCAAGCGAUGAUCCUGACACUGAGACAGCUCGAGGGAACCGGGGUGCAAAGCAUCGAGCUGGUUUAUGCCAAUGAAGAGUCCAUCAACGCCGCUGCCAAGGGGUUUGCUGGUGAGAAGCUGGACAUUCUCAUCAAUUGCGGAGCCAUAUACAACACCUAG
Molecule: messenger RNA, 294 nt
Organism: Podospora bellae-mahoneyi
Lineage: Eukaryota; Fungi; Ascomycota; Sordariomycetes; Sordariales; Podosporaceae
Exons: 2
Coding region: 1-294 (97 amino acids)
Source: RefSeq, a predicted model, not a curated record